Molecule: messenger RNA, 1242 nt
Organism: Triticum aestivum (bread wheat)
Lineage: Eukaryota; Viridiplantae; Streptophyta; Magnoliopsida; Poales; Poaceae
Exons: 6
Coding region: 372-911 (179 amino acids)
Source: RefSeq, a predicted model, not a curated record
CCCUCCCAAACCCUACCACCAGCGAGUUCCCCCCUCCCGCCGCUACAGCCGUCGACCGACGACCCCGUACUAUCAUCUCCAGCCCCCGGAUCCACCCCGUCGACUCCUCCUCCUCCAGCUCCGGCCGACGCUGAUCAUCUCCAGCCCCCGGAUCCACCCCGUCGACGACUCCUCCUCCAGUUCCGGCCGACGCUGAUCAUCUCCAGCCUCCGGAUCCACCCCGUCGACGACGACUACGUUCCCCGCACGGCCGGCGACGAAGAUUCCGACCUCGGACGACGUGUCCCUCCCCAUCACGACAAUGGCACCAAAACGAGGUGGGAAGUUAACAGAGUCUGGUCAAGAUGAGACCGAGGACCAACCUAUGACUCAUGAUGAUUUUCUUAGUAUGCCUAGCUCUAAAUUUGCCCACCAAGAUAUGUGUGAUCGGAUUACCAAAUCAGUGGCAGAGAUAUCGUAUCACAACGAAAUCGUCAAGUUGUCCAGCGCAGUUUUGGAAUCACAUCGUGUUGACAUUUUUGGAAAUUAUAUAUCAUUGGCUGCCUUCUCUUAUAAUACCGCUCCAAAUUGCCUAUCAGCCUAUAAUAUUUGGCCAGAAUGCUACUAGGGGGCAGACCCUAUAUCUAUUUGAUUUCAGAUUCGAAACCCCAACAGUUACUAAAGGAAUCGUGAACUUUGCCGAUGAACUUCACUUUCUAUUGGGUGCUAAGGCUGAUCUUCUCUAUUAUUCUGGAGCUCUUGUAUUCGAUGAAAAUUGCAAGCUUGUUGGCAUAGUAUUUGAUCAUGAAGACAGUCUACUAUGUGUCCAGGUCAAUCACUUAAGGAAAUUGCUUUUGGACUUCUUUCCAGGGACAAAGUCUAUGGAUGGCUUUUAUCGGAAAUUAAAUGCUGCAAAGGACUUUGUGAUAUAGUCGGAUGAAAAAGAGGGGAAGAAGACUCAAAGGAAGAGGACUCCAAGUAAGAGGAGGUCAAGACUUGAACUAAAUCAAGCAUUUUGAGCUUUGCUAUGAAUGUAAAUAAGCUCUGCUACCACACUCAUCCCUGGCGCAUGGCAAUCCCCUGUCUAAGUACCACUUUUAUAGUAGUGUAUGUAUGCAACUUGCACAAAACUAGAAAAGUAGAUAUAAAUAAUUUGCGUGCAGUCGGAUCCUUUUAUAUUUUUCUGAAGCAUGCAUGUUGUCUGGGUACUGACGGAGACCAGCUACUGAGGAAAGUAUUUAACAAAGUUGCUCAAUCGCUAAA